Neomonachus schauinslandi (Hawaiian monk seal) is the source of this 1470-nucleotide messenger RNA. RefSeq names its product zinc finger protein 334 (gene ZNF334). Gene Ontology annotation, molecular function: DNA-binding transcription repressor activity, RNA polymerase II-specific. Gene Ontology annotation, biological process: negative regulation of transcription by RNA polymerase II. NCBI's taxonomy places the organism in Eukaryota, Metazoa, Chordata, Mammalia, Carnivora, Phocidae. The record is from RefSeq and is a predicted model, not a curated record.
AUGAACAAAUCCCAGAGAUCAGUUUCAUCCAAGGACCUGACCGUGGACUUCACCCGGGAGGAGUGGCAGCAACUGUGUCCUGCUCGGAGGCUCCUGGACAGGGCUGUGAUUCUGGAAAACUACAGACAGCUGGUCUCCGUGGGAUAUCAUGUUAGCAAACCAGAUGUGAUCUUCAAACUGGGGCAAGGAGAAGAGCCAUGGAUAGUGGAGGAAUUCUCAGGUCAGAACUACCCAAAAGUUGGUGAUGUCUUAGAGAAAGACAAGGAAAUCCAGCAGCAUUUGAGGCAAAUUUUAUGCCUCAAUAAUAAAACACUGAUUACAGAAAGAAAUAAUGUAUUUGGGAAAACAUUUAAUCUGGGCAUGAAUAUUGUUCCCUCAAGAAAAAUAUCCUACAAAUAUGAUCCCUGUGGAGCCAAUUUGAAAACUAAUUCAGAAGUAAUUGUUGCGAUGAAAAGCUAUUUAAAUAAAAAGAUUCCUGAUGAAUACAGUGGAUAUAGGAAACUACCACUCUAAGUGUGAGAAAAGUCAUUCUGGAGUAAAAAAACAAAACAAAACAAAAACCACAAAUAUGAUCCAGUUAGGAAAGUCAAAAGUCAAAAUGAAGACUUUAUUCUGCACCAGAACAUUCAGACUUUGAAAUAACAUUCAAGACAUUCAAGACACCCUCUUGACUGUCAUAAAUGGGGGGAAACCUUCUUCAGAAGGGCGCUCAUUACACAGAAGAGGGUGUGUGCAGAAAGGAAAUCAAAUGAAUGCAGUGAAUGUAGCAAAACCUUUUCUAAGAAGCCCACCCUAGUUGUACAUAGAACUCAUACAGGGGAGAAACCCUAUGAAUGCAGUCAAUGUGGAAAAUUUCUGUGUGCUAAAUUGGCCUUCAUUGCACAUCAGAUAACUCACAGAGGAGAGAAACAUGGUGUGUUUAAUAAAUGUGGUAGAACAUUCAUGGUGAAGUCAGACCGCAACAAACAUAAGAGAACACACACAAAGGAGAAUCUCUUUGAGUGUAAUGAACAUGGGGAUGCCAUCAGCAAAAACUCACACCUUGUUGAACGGAAGAGACCGUACGCGUGUGUUGAAUGUGUGAGAACCUGCUGCUAGAAGUCAGCCCUCACUCACCAUCAGAGGACACACACAGGAGAGAGACCCGAGGAGUUUAACGAAUGUGGGAAAACCCUUCUCCGAACCUUCAUUGAAUAUCAGUGAACUCACACUGGGGAGAAACUACAUGGUUGUAACAAAUGUGGGAAAUCCUCCUGCCGUAAGUCAGCCUUCAGAGUACAUCGGAGAAUUCACACAGGAGAGAAACCCUAUGAAUGGAGUGAAUGUGGAAAAACCUACCGUCGGCUGAGGACUCUUACUGAACAUCAGAAAAUACACACAGGGGAGAAACCCUACGAAUGUAAUAAAUGCAAGAGAACAUUGUGCCACAAAUCAAACUUCCUUUUACAUCAGAAAGCUCCUAAGGGGUAA